AUGAAGUCCUGUCUGGUUUUUCUCGUCACCUGUGUGACCCUGAUCUCGCUGUGUCAUGCCACCCCUCUCACAUCCCUGGAAGCCAGCGGUGAUGAAGCAGAGCUGGAGCUCCUUUUUCCAACCUCUUUCUCCACUCGAGCACCUGUUCACAUCUCCGCCACCACUGGAGCUCCCACCCUCACCAACACCAUCACCACCACCAUGAUUCGCCUGAAGGACUUCGUCCUCACCCGAGUAGUGGACUUCCUGCAGGAGAAUCUGCUCAUCAUCAUCGUCGUGACCUCCCUUCUCAUCGUCAUGGUCUUCAUCAUCUGCUGUGCCUCUGCCAUGAGUCACAAGCGCAAGCUGGAGGCCUACAAACCCCCUCCUCACCCAAACAGGAAGUAUAUGGAGAGGCCGUACGCCGUCGACCACGUCAAGAGGGUCCAGACUCAGAGCAUGGCCUCCCCCAAGAACCUGCGCGUGCCAUCCAAGGCUCUGGUGGGAGAGAGGGGGAGAGACGUCAGGUCAUCACCCCGCCAGGAGGUCAGAAAGGUCAGGGCGGCAGAGGAGGUGGAAAAGCGGAGAGAGGAGCCCAGGCAGAAAGAGCAGCUGAAGUACAGGGAGGAGGAGAGAUCCAGCCCCAGCACCAGCUCCGCUCAUCCAGUCUGCACCUGCCACAUGAAGAAGGGCCACCAUUAGGGCCUGUUCAGGGCUGAUGUGGCGUAAGAGGUGAAACGUUGUAACCAUGACAUAAGAACAGGAUCAGACACGUUGGUUAUACUGCACACAGGUUCAUGCCUUUAGAUGAAAAAGGAUCCUUCGUUUAAACACUUUAAAUGUUAAUAAAAAUAUGAACCUGAUCACCUGGAGUAUAAUCUAAAGUAAAAAUGAAAAAUACCAGGAUAGAAGAUGUGAGUAGAAAUCAGAAUACUCAGUUGUGUUAGUGCAUAAAUCCAGUCUAUAAAGUUUUUGAUUGAUUAAAAAGCCACACUUGAUAUCAGAGGAUGUUGGAAAAUAAUGGCUGAUUUCUUUGAAGGCUACGUGCCGACAGCCUUUCACUUUUAAAGCGGCUCAGUCGUCCUAUGCAGUGGUCAGCCACUUGGUUUUAUCAGUGAUUACCACAGUGUCUCAAACGCCUAAAAUAAUGUCACUGUGCCAGUGAAGUAGCAACACUUGGAAUAAUAAGUGAAAUCAAUGUUUUUCUUAUGGAUACAUCUUUUUUUUCUUUUUUUUUUUGAAGACAAAAAAUAUUUAAAGGUGAAAAGAACAGGCAGCCUGUAAUUCCGCAAUCUUUUUCAAAUACAAAUGACAAGUAUUUUUAAGUGUUUUUAAUACAGAUACAUAUUACUCCAUAUGCCUGCCUAGACAGAGAA
Molecule: messenger RNA, 1355 nt
Organism: Epinephelus fuscoguttatus (brown-marbled grouper)
Lineage: Eukaryota; Metazoa; Chordata; Actinopteri; Perciformes; Serranidae
Gene: tmem119a
Product: transmembrane protein 119a
Exons: 2
Coding region: 1-681 (226 amino acids)
Biological process (GO): positive regulation of osteoblast proliferation; positive regulation of osteoblast differentiation; ossification
Cellular component (GO): plasma membrane
Source: RefSeq, a predicted model, not a curated record